Fusarium vanettenii 77-13-4 is the source of this 1512-nucleotide messenger RNA. RefSeq lists its product as uncharacterized. Gene Ontology annotation, biological process: DNA-templated transcription. The record is from RefSeq and is a predicted model, not a curated record. The coding region runs from base 1 to 1512 and encodes 503 amino acids. The transcript is spliced from 2 exons. NCBI's taxonomy places the organism in Eukaryota, Fungi, Ascomycota, Sordariomycetes, Hypocreales, Nectriaceae. Gene Ontology annotation, molecular function: zinc ion binding; DNA binding.
AUGUCAUACGAUGCCUCGCGUCAACAGUCGGAGAUUGUUGGUGGUCAUCCGCAGUCGCGGGGCAUCAAGGCUGCAAUUCUUGACCUUACCAAGGCACACGUCCUCCCCCGGCCUAUCCUGCUUGAAGCCUUGACUGAUGCCUAUUUCAAACACGUCUACCCAUUCUAUCCGGUCGUCGAGAAGGAUGAUCUCGUUGGCCCUGAACCAUCCGUAUUACUUCAGCAGUCUGUUUGUCUAGCCGGGUCCCUAGUAUUACAUGACCUUGAGAGUGUCAAGCUCUGCCAUACGCAGUAUGAGAAGGUCAAGACCUUGAUAUACCUCAACUUUGAAGACGACACUUUAGCUCUGCUAAAGACACUUUGUCUGAUGACGUGCUAUAGUGUCCUUUCUACUGACCAGGUGACGUUUGACGGACCCUGGCAUUGGCUCGGCAUGGCCAUCCGCCUGGCACUGCAGAUGGGCCUUCACCAUAGCUCUACCUACGACCGGCACGCCAACCCAGGGUGCCUCCGUCGAAUCUUCUGGCAGCUAGUUUACUCAGAUAGGCUAGCCGCUUCUUGCUGGGGUCGCCCUUUAGCUCUCAGGCCCCAAGACUACGACAUAGCUCCCCUAGAUGCAAAGGACUUUGCCGUCAUAUCAACCGAGCCGCAUUUUCUGCCUGAGGCCCUGAAGUUGUCAGACACUAUGACCAUGAUUGUAGAUAUCAACAGCGGGCAAUCUCCUCUGAAUCAAGAGAGUGCUGCAGCCAUAGUCGCGCGGUUGUGUGACUGGAUUCAGAACCUACCUGAGGAGCUGCUACUCUACGACUCGUUAGGUAGAAGGCGGCCGUUCUAUCGCCCUGCGUGUGAUUUGCACAUCACAUACUUUGUUGUUAUCAUUCUCCUCCAACUCGCUGGUAAACAGGCCAAGCGGUCUUGUAUCGCGGCCUCCUCCUUGGCCGCGUCCCAUUGUAUCGCCCGUCUAUAUGAAGAAAUCCACUGCAGGGAGGAGACGGCCCGCCUCAUUCAGAUUCAUGGAUUCUUUUGCAUGGUCGCAGCAGUACCUUUGAUAUGUUAUCCUCGCCAACCACAAGAAGACGGCCUAGCAAGAGACGAAGCACUCGGUGUGAUCCGCCAGGUCUUGGGGAGGAUGAAAACUCGCUAUGGAGGGUCUGACCUUGUCCUGCGUAAAAUCAGCCGGCUUGAGAACGAUAUGAAGAAGGAAACUGAACAUGGCAUUCAUGAUCGGGCGAGUACCGGGGAGGGAGCUUCAAUGUGGGCAACUUUCAGCAUCCGGAACCGCCUAGACGAGCUAUUUUCCUUUCCAUCCUCUUUUUGUUGUCAUGUAGAUUUCUCGGACGUCGAAGGGACGAAUUGUGCCAGACAGCCGCCAACUCAGACCGAAAGCAUCCCGGAAAUCUCUCCUGGGAAUGAUCUGAACCUUGCUGAUAUCUUGACUUUGGACUUCAAUCUCUUCGAGAUGCCAGAUGACGAGGCAUUUGGCUUUGCCACGGGGGAUCUCCCUUGUACCUAG